This is a messenger RNA of Dunckerocampus dactyliophorus (ringed pipefish), 10754 nucleotides long. RefSeq names its product angiotensin I converting enzyme (peptidyl-dipeptidase A) 1 (gene ace). NCBI's taxonomy places the organism in Eukaryota, Metazoa, Chordata, Actinopteri, Syngnathiformes, Syngnathidae. Gene Ontology annotation, cellular component: plasma membrane. The coding region runs from base 6596 to 10432 and encodes 1278 amino acids. Gene Ontology annotation, biological process: proteolysis. Gene Ontology annotation, molecular function: peptidyl-dipeptidase activity; metallopeptidase activity. The record is from RefSeq and is a predicted model, not a curated record. The transcript is spliced from 25 exons.
AGAGACAAUUACACGCCCACACAUUCUUGCACCUUUAUAUAUAUGAAGACUUCCCCACAUACAGAGAUACCUGUACACACGUACAUAUGCACACUCAAAGUACGUACUGUAAGUACUUCCCCACAUUACUCACUGAGUUAUCCAGGGUGUUAUUAUGUUGUUGGUUUUAUUACAGCGACGGUGAUAUCAGCAGUAUGAUUAUAGGUUUUUUUACAAUGAUGUGCAUUACAGUAAUUAUCAUUCUGUUCACUGUCAUAGAUAAUCAUUUCAUUACUACUAUUAUGUGUGACUGUUUCAAUGCAGUAUUGUCAUUGUGAUCACUAUCAUAGUUCAUCAUUUCAUGACUACUAUUAUGUGUGACUGUUUCAAUGCAGCAUUGUCAUUGUGGUUGUUGAUAUUAUGUUGUCCUUUCCAUCAGGGUCUUUAUAGUCAUCACAGACAUUUAUUUGCUGAUGUAGUUCUGUAUGUUUCUGUUGUUCUGUUAUUGUUGUCACAAUUGUUGUUGCUGCUGUUGUCCUUUUCACUGUUUUGUUUUUGUCCCCCUCUCAUCCCCGCACCCCGCCCUCUGUUUUCUUUUCUCUUCUUCUGUGUCCCCUCCUGCUCCGGUCCGGUCGCUCCAAAUUUGCAUAAUAACAAGCAUCAAAGUCAAAUAAAUUCUGUAUAACAGGGGAAGUGUAUAUCACACUUCUCCCUGGCAGAGUAAAUCUGUUGAGCACUUGAGGGCAUUUAGAUCUACAAUUCUAUCUGCUUUAAAGGCUGGACAGGACAGGGGAAAAAAAGAAGAAAAUGUGUUGUAUUCUUUUUGUAUUAUGUGGUUUACGACUAACAAAAAAUUGUAUAUGGUAGUUAUAGAAGCUUGUUCAUGUUUUUUGCAAUUCGCGGGGGUCUUGGACCAUAACCCCAUCGAAUAGCAAAAAGUGGCAAAUAACGGAUGCACCCAUAAAAAGCCCUAAAAUGCUUAUUUUUGAUAAUCUAAACUCUGUAAUAUGUGUCUCGCAGUUAUUAAACACAUUUUAAAAUCAGUUUUACACAUUAAGAAACAGUUACAGGCGUAUAGUAUACAGUAUAGUGUACAGUAACCGCAACUAGGCAGGGAUCUACUGUACACUAAGUCCCCUACUAACGAACAUCCGACGUACGAACACUCGUAGAUACGAACACAAGCCGACUGGUCAAUUUUUUUUUCGAAAAUUGCCAUAUUUUGUCAUUUAAAUUUUUUCUAAAUACAAAGGCGCUGUUUUUGUAUUGCGUGCCAUUCCGCCGCUACGAAUGGUGGGUAGCAGCAUCCCUCUCGCGCGAUCUUUCUCAGUUCGUCUGCACUUGUCGCUGAUAACAUCUCGGAGCACGCCGUUUGUACCCCAUUCGAUACUUUACAGAGACGUUUGUUAUUCGUUAUCAUGGCUGAUAAAUCGAGUGGAAGUGCUAGUAGUAGUGGCAGGAAACGUCAAGCAAUUUCUAUGGAAACGAACGUGCUUAUGGAGUGAAUCGCUCAACCAUAGGAACAAUUUACAAAGGCAAGGUUCGAAUUAUGGAACAUGUGAAGACUUCUGUACCAAUGGCAUCCACUAUCAUUACAAAGAGGAGUCUAACGACGAUGAAGAUUUGUCCUUUCUUCAAUAAUUCCUCCUCCUCCUCCACCACUACCAUCAACAAUGUAUGCUCGACCACUGCUCUUCAAAGGUAAAUAACAUUUAUCUUUACGUAUUAUUAUAUCAUUUUUAUUAGUUUUUUUCAUUAAUUAUCCUAGUUUAAUAUUACUACUGCAUCCAAACUCAUAUUUACAUACAUACGCAUAUACUGUAUAUGUAUACACGUACAUGUAGUACCUAUAUCAUUGGUAAUAUUACCUUUUCCCCGACUUAAGAACGAUUCGAAUUAAGAACGGUCGUCUGGAACCAAUUGUGUUCGUUAGUUGGGGACUUAGUGUAUAUCGUAUACAACUUUGCACAGACUUAGUUAACAAGGUUCCUAUUUUAGACUUUAGCAACGCUGUCAGUGUGCACCAUCAGGAUUUUAUCUUUAAACUUUAACCAAAUGAACCCCUGCCUUCUAUCAUCAACUCAGUCUGAGGUUAAAGAUCAAACUCAAAUGGUUAAAAAAACUAUUUUUAAAGCCUCAACUCCCAAUCAUUUGUUCCUCUUUUGAUGCUCUUCUGCCCUAAUCUUAUCUUAUCCUAUCUGCAUGUUGUCACAGAUGACCUUCCGCUCAAGCAGAUUAGACCAAAUGAUGAUUCAAAAUGUUGUUUUGAAAUGCAAACCAACACACCUUCCCCUCCAUGCUGAUCAGAUGUUUUGCUUUAAAUGUCAAGUUUUUUUUUUAAAUGUGUGACCUCAGACAUGACUUCAUUUCUUUCAGAGCCACAAAUACACAAGCAGGAUUUCAAAACCGCAAAUUACCGCCGCCCUCGUCAGUUCACACUCACAAGCAGCUCAGCAAAGUACGGCAAAAUGCUACAUGUGUGGAAAGUGUUGGAAGAGGACCUUGCUGAAUAUCAUGAUGUAUGUGCACAUUGAUGAAACGUUUAGAUUUGCACACGAACGAUGAGUCAGGAGGAUAUGACAGUGGUAAAGGAGGUUAUCAAUCGGCCUACUCCCUCACUGAUUAGCUGUUCAAAUAGUGAGCGUGCAGCACACUUGCACUUUAUAGCUCGUCCUUCCUCCCGUGGUAACAAACACGCGCAAACAAACACUUUGUAAGACAGUAUGAUAUUAAACAUUGCCUGACAGGUCCCAAAAUAAGACUAUAAAUAAGUAGCAGGUUUACAGGUGGACAUGGUGCCUAUUGCACAAAGACAGGAUUCAGAAAUCCAGGAGAAAUGACUAAACUGAGCUCAGCCAACCCAAAGCAAGAGCGUAUAGGCUUAAUUGGUUGCAAAAAGCCCAAGCCAGGAUGAGUAGACACUGAUUAAUCAAGCCAGGUGAAACCAAUCCCGGAUCAGUAGACAAUAGUAGACAAUAAUAUCGCUUAGCGUUAAUUUGUGGGACGUUUGUUUGUCCAGGCAUAUUUUUUCAUGGAACUUUAAAAAAAAUGAAUGUUAAAAUUUCGUCUUGUCUCUUUCUCGUGGACAGUCUUGUGUACCGUCUUGUCUCAAGAGUUAGGUGUCUUGUGACACCCCUACUAAAAAAAAAAAAAUUUGCGCAAUGAAAACAUAAAAAACAGUGAAUCUAAAUCUACAAUAAAACAGCACCACAUACUCCUUACAACAUGGUGGACAUGUUUUGCAAAAAAUACAUCCAAACUACAUUACAUCCAAGCCAGACAAAUCUUCUAUUAAAUGAACAUUUCAAAAACAUAAAUAAUGUUCUAAAUGACCUCUAAACUACACUACGUUCUAUUAAGUGAGUGGUUCAAAAUGUCAAAAUCUAAAUAAAUAAGCAUGAUUCCUACCAUAAAAACUCCAAAACAUGGCGAGCCUGCGAAAAUAAAAUAAAAUAGAAUAAAAUAACCAACAACAAACAUGGUGGGCAGGCUGUGCAAAAAAAAAUAAAAGCUAAAAUUUAGUUACAUUCAAACCACAUUAUUUUUCAUUAAUUUUGGAAAUGUUAAAAUAAUAAAAAAUGACAAUUAAAUACCACAACCGUGGUCAAAACCAACAACUCCAAACUAGGCUAGUUUUCCAUUAAAUAAGCACUCCAUAAAAUAGAAAUCAACAUCAAUAACCACUUCUGCAUCACACUCCACAAACUAUAGGCAUGCUGAUAACAGGUUACCGAAAUGACAUAUGAGGGACACUUGAUGGCAUGUGACCUUACUCAGACACUCACACACACGUUGCACCACAGCAUCCACGGCCAGUGGUGUGCAACAUGCAGCUGAGAUUGGCUUUUCUAGGCUAUCAUAGCCUCUUCACACAUCACAGAAUUCCAUUACAAGGGAAGCCGCAUUCAAUUAUUUGGGGAUUGGAAGACUGCAGGAAAAUUACUUUGUCAUGCAGGACACACACGCACACGCACACGCACACGCACGCACACACACACUGAACCUAAAGCAGCAGUUAACACCUUACUGUCAGAUAGAUAGAUACAACUUUUAAUCUACUUCUAACUACUCUGUUCUUAAACUUGAGGCUAAAAUGUUGUUUACAUGGAAUUGAUGGUAGAAUGAUGUGACAUGGUUAUCAGCGGAACAUCUUUUUGUGUUUAUCCCAAGACACAUCUGUGUUAUCAUAAUGUCAUCAUGUGAUGUAGAAUGCUCUCUGUCAAUAAGUUGCCAGUUGGGUUCAAACACUGAACACGUGCCUAACAUUUCCGAAGACAUCAGCCAGAUUAGCCUUGCGAUACGGCUUAUCUUUCAUGUAUAACUUUAUAGACAUCUAACAGGAUGGAAGGGCUCCUCAGCCAGUCAGAUUUAGUCCAAAACCAAGAGAAUUUAUGCAGGUGAAGUUGCAGGUUUGCCUAAAACAAAAAAUGCAAAAAAUACAUCGUUUCUAAUAAUUAUGAUCUCAGUAACACAGGGUUAUCAGUUGUGUGUCUAUUAAACAAUAACUGGUGGGCAUGAUAAAGUCACAUAUGAUAUUAAUUAGUUUUUGUCAUGCCAGUGUCAAGGCCAGUAAACACGAAGGCCCGCAUACAGUGCCUUUAUCACUAAAUGUUAUAAAUCAACAAGGCAAUUACAAGAAGACUGAACUGCAUGGGAUGGACUUGAACACAUUAAGAAUGAGUAAUCCAUAUACUGUAGGAAAUCUUGCCUAUUUGCAUGUUUUAGGGCAUUUGAGUGCAGAUGGCCUCGUAUUGCUGUUUAACAUUCUCUGCUAUUUCAAAAGGAUGAACUGAAAUGUGUUUAAAAAAAAGUCCUCUAUGCAUGUAAUUACAUUUUUUAGCACUUUGUAUGAAAAGCAAUGCACAGUAAUUACUAUAUCAUAUUUAUGGGGUUUAAGGAUUAAAGCUUUUUAAAAUUUUCCUUUUAACUGGAAAAGAACAAAAAUGACUUUUGGACAAUAAAAACUAUAAAAACGGGAGCUUUCCAUUGGACUUGACACCUGAUAAAAACCUUAAUAUUUAAAAAAUAAUAAUCCAUAAAGUCCCUGAUUAUAGUGGUAAAAUCAUUUUUGGUUGGAUAUUUUUUUCAAAAUUUUCCACAACAUAAUGUACCCUUUAUAGUGCCAUUCAUCCAUCCUUUUGCAAUGCCGCUUAUCCUCACUAGGGUCGCGGGGGUAUGCUGGAGCCUAUCCCAGCUGACUUUGGGUGAGAGGCGGGUUACACCCUGGACUGGUCGCCAGCCAAUGGCAGGGCACAUAUAGACAAACAACCAUUCACGCUCACAUUCAUACCUAUGGACAAUUUAGAGUCUCCAAUUAACCAAACAUGCAUGUUUUUGGAAUGUGGGAGGAAACCGGAGUACCCGGAGAAAACCCGCACACACAUGGGGAGAACAUGCAAACUCCACACAGAGAUCCCUUUAUCGUGCACUUUUUGUAAUACUUGGAAAUUCAAAAUUGCAAUCCCCAAAAAUGAAUAUUAUAAUUUUUUUUAUUUUUAAAUGCAUUAUUAAUAUGACUGUGAAAAGUUAGCCAGUUAGCUUAACUUGCUAGCAGCUAGCAGCACUUGUAAUUAGUUUAUUUCAAAGAAUCUGUACCUCUCACCUAUCCGAGUUAAAGUUGAGGGAGUCAGCAAGCAGUUCUGAUCCUGUGUUCGUAAGGUGUAGUCAGGAAAGCACCAAAAUAGUUCAAAUUUCUAGUAUCGUCAGCAGAGCACCUGCCAAGUACGUCCAUUCCAGUCAACAGCAAGGGGGAAAAAAAGUCGAUACAGUUGCUGGAUGCUGACCACUCAUGUUACUUCAAAUUCUGGUAUUGUCAUUUGUGGAGUUAAAAAAAACGACAUCGGAAGGUUGCCUACAGCCACGGCUGUUAAUGCCAAUGUUAAUUAGAGCAUUUCUGGUAACCUUUCAUCAUAUGUAAUGAAAAUGUUUUGAUGAUUACCAGGCUGGGAGACAUGACAGCAUUUUAUUCCCAUCUUGUGAGGCAUGUGGUGUUACCAUAUAUGGGUCAGGUCCCCUUCAGAGGACUACUGGUGGUAAUGUAAUAAAAACUGGUCAAUCUACAGAACUGUAUGAAAUUCAAGGUGAGCCUCUUUCAUCGUUGUGUGUGUGUGUUCCAAGCCUAUGCUGUGUGCCCUGACUCCCCCUCCCAUGUCGAUUCUCCCCCCCUCUUCUUUCUCCCUCUGUGUGCUGAGAGGCAACAGAGAGCAAACUAUGUCAAGUCUCUCCUCGGGUUGGUCAGAGAGGCGCUUGCGCUCGCAGACACACAACAAGUCUACAUUACUCUCCACUUUUAUCUCUUCACAGCUAGCCAUAUCUCCAACGCUCGCUUUGGACUCUGGGUGCUGAUGCUGACUGGAUGGCUGAGCGAUAGAAGUAAGGAGCUGGUGUGCUGAAGGGUGGGGAUUAUGUCCAGUAAUGUAAACAGGUCCAAGUGAAGGCUGCAGAGGCGUGUGCUGUGGGUUGGGUCACACUGGCACUUUAAAAGACACUUGCUAAGGUUCGGGAGCAGUACACCAGAAGCCAGGCUGAGAGAGAAGGUUCAAGACUUCUCUCAAGUGUCAUUUUUUUCUCUCCCAACUUUUUUUAAAAUUAUUUUUGCCAAAGUGGGGGGGCAGGCAUGGGCAAGUUUGUGUGCUUGGUCCUGUUACUGCUGCCAGCGCUGGAGGGCUGUGACGCUCUGCCAGAGAACUGGCUGCCAGGGGAGUAUUCCAAUACCACUGAUGAUGCAGCCAGGUUCCUGAAAGACUACAACAGCACUGCAGAGAAGGUUUUCUUCCAUAGCGUCUCAGCAAGCUGGAACUACAACACCAAUUUGACAGAACACAACUCCCAACUCCAGGUAAAUGCAUCCCUGGAAGAGCAGGCCUUCACUGAGGCCUGGGGGCUCAAGGCCAAGCAGGUGUUCACUCGCGAGCUGCUUGAUUCCCUCCCUGACCCCAAAGAUAAGAAACUGAUGAGCAAAGUCAUGGUCCUGGGAGCUGCCAACCUGCCUCCCACAGAAAGACAAGAGUAUAACACCAUUCUCAGCACCAUGGACAGUAUUUAUUCCACCGCUAAGGUGAAUCCACAGCCCAACAUCAGCUGGAGCCUGGAACCUCAUCUAACUGACAUCAUGGCCACCUCCAGGAGCUACAAGAGGCUGCUUUACGCUUGGGAGGGCUGGCACAACGCAUCAGGGGUCCCCCUCAAGCCGCACUACUCCAGGUUUGUGCAGCUCAGCAACAAAGCCUCACAAGCCGAUGGAUUUAAGGACACAGGUGAUGACUGGCGCUCUUGGUAUGAGACAGACAACUUCCAGGACGUCAUCGAGGAACUGUACAAGACAAUAGAGCCGCUUUAUCAGAACCUGCAUGCCUUUGUGCGCCGCCAGCUCUACAACCAGUACGGACCCAAGUACAUCAACCUUAAAGGACCAAUCCCGGCUCAUCUGCUCGGAAAUAUGUGGGCCCAGACCUGGAACAAUAUCUACGGUUUGAUGAUACCAUUUCCUGACAAACCCAACUUGGACGUGACUGAUGAAAUGGUCAAACAAGGUUACAAUGCCACACACAUGUUCCGUGUCGCCGAGGAGUUCUUCACAUCUUUGGGUUUAGCUGAGAUGCCUCAGGAAUUCUGGGAAGAAUCUAUGCUGGAGAAGCCCGAUGAUCGGGAGGUGGUGUGUCACGCGUCUGCCUGGGACUUUUACAACCGCAAAGACUUCAGGAUCAAGCAGUGCACCACAGUGACCAUGGAGCAGCUCUCCACCGUCCAUCAUGAGAUGGGCCACGUUCAGUAUUACCUCCAGUACAAGGACCAACCGGUGGGCUUCCGUCGCGGGGCCAAUCCCGGAUUUCACGAGGCUAUUGGCGAUGUCUUGUCUCUCUCUGUUUCCACACCGAAACAUCUGAAGACGAUUGGACUAUUGGAUUCUGUGACUUCUGAUGUUGAAUCAGAUAUUAACUACCUGUUAAAAAUGGCUCUGGAGAAGAUAGCCUUCCUUCCUUUUGGCUACCUCAUAGACCAGUGGAGAUGGGGCGUAUUCAGUGGCAAUACACCCCCAGACCGCUACAACUCUGAAUGGUGGUACCUCAGGACAAAAUAUCAAGGCAUCUGCCCGCCCACCAAGCGCACCGAAGAGCACUUUGAUGCCGGCGCAAAAUUCCACAUUCCUGGGAACACACCGUACAUCAGGUAUUUUGUCAGCUUCAUCCUGCAGUUCCAGUUUCAUGAAAAACUGUGCCAGGCAGCCAAACACACCGGACCCUUGCACACAUGUGACAUCUACCGCUCUGCAGAAGCAGGGGCAAUUUUAAAGAAAGUUCUUCAGGCAGGCUCCUCCAAACCAUGGCCCGUAGUGCUACAAGAUGCUCUCGGCACAGACAAGAUGGAUGCAGGCUCGCUGAUGAGAUACUUUGACCCCAUCAUUAAGUGGCUGCAAAAGCAAAAUGUCGGCGAGACCCUCGGAUGGCCCGACUUCAACUGGGUCCCACCCAUUCCUGAGGGCUACCCAGAGGACAUCGAUAAGAAUACAGAUGAACUUGAAGCAAAGACGUUUCUGGAUGAGUACAACAGUACGGCUGAAGUGGUGUGGAAUGCUUAUACAGAGGCCUCUUGGGCCUACAACACUGACAUCAAUGAAGCCAACAAGCAGAAGAUGCUUGAGAAGAACCUGGAGAUGUCAUCCCACACUUUGAGGUACGGCCAGCAGGCGCGGCGGUUCGACACAGCUGACUUCCAAGAUGCGUCGGUCAAGCGUAUCGUUAAAAAACUCAGCGACAUCGAGAGGGCCGCGCUGCCAUCAGCAGAGCUUCAAGAGUACAACAAUCUCCUGUCCAACAUGGAGACUAAAUACAGUGUGGCCGAGGUCUGCAGAGAAAAGGGCCAAUGCCACCCACUGGAUCCUGACCUCCAGAAGAUCAUGGCAGAGUCCAGAGACUAUGAUGAACUGUUGUUUGCCUGGAAAGGGUGGCGAGAUGCAGCAGGGAAAGUACUUCGCUCGGAUUAUAAGAGAUACGUAGAACUGGCCAACCAAGCUGCCAGACUCAACGGUCACAGCGACAAUGGUGCUUUCUGGCGCUCUCUGUAUGAAACGCCGACAUUUGAGGAAGACCUGGAGCGUCUGUGGAAGCAGCUGGAGCCGCUCUACCUGAACGUGCACGCCUAUGUUCGCAGGGCUCUGUACAAAAAGUACGGCCCAAAGCGCAUCAACCUGAGAGGACCCAUACCUGCUCACCUGCUGGGUAACAUGUGGGCGCAGACGUGGUCUGGCAUCAUGGACCUGGUCCUGCCUUAUCCAGACGCCACGCAAGUUGAUGCCACGCCAGCUAUGGUGGCAAAGGGCUGGAAUGCAAAAAGAAUGUUCCAGGAAUCAGACAAUUUUUUCACCUCUUUGGGACUGCUGCCUAUGCCAAAGGAGUUUUGGGACAAAUCCAUGCUGGAGAAGCCCACCGAUGGACGCCAAGUGGUUUGCCACGCCUCUGCGUGGGAUUUCUAUAACAGAAAAGACUUCAGAAUCAAACAGUGCACCGUGGUGACCAUGGACGACUUGAUCACCGUCCACCACGAGAUGGGCCAUGUCCAGUACUUCCUGCAGUACAAGGAGCAACCCGUGUCGUUCCGUGAGGGAGCCAACCCCGGCUUCCAUGAAGCCAUCGGUGAUGUGUUGGCACUCUCUGUGUCCACACCCAAGCACCUGAAGAGCAUCGGCCUACUGGACAAAGUUGAGAACAACCACGAGAGCGACAUCAACUUCCUGAUGAACAUGGCGCUUGAUAAGAUUGCCUUCCUGCCCUUUGGUUACCUCAUGGACCAGUGGAGAUGGAAGGUGUUUGAUGGGCGCAUCCCAUCGUCUGAAUACAAUAAAGAGUGGUGGAGCCUCAGGAUGAAGUACCAGGGCCUGUGUCCGCCUGUAGCUCGCACGGAGAACGACUUCGACCCGGGUGCAAAGUUCCACAUCCCGGCUAACGUUCCCUACGUGAGGUACUUUGUCAGCUUCAUUAUCCAGUUUCAGUUCCACAAGGCCCUGUGUGACGCCGCCAAGCACGUGGGGCCUCUACACACAUGUGACAUUUACCAGUCCAAGGAAGCUGGGAAGCUGCUGGGUGAUGUAAUGAAGUUAGGCUUCAGCAAGCCCUGGCCUGAGGCUAUGCGCAUGAUCACGGGCCAGCCCGAUAUGAGCGCCAAGCCACUUAUGGAAUAUUUUGAACCUCUCAUUAAAUGGCUGGAGGAGGAGAACAACAAGAACGACGAUAUCCGCGGGUGGCCUGAUUACGACUGGAAGCCUUCAAGUGCGUCCAGCACUACGGACUUCCUGGGAAUGAAUGUGGAGAGUUCAGCCGCCAUUGCAGGCCAGUGGGUCCUGCUGGUCUUGGGCCUGGUCCUGUUGGUAGCCACCAUUCUCCUGGCCUACAAGUACAGGAAGUCAAAGGAGUCCGGCAGGUCAUUAUCGACGAUAGAGCUCAAGCAAAAAGACUAAAUGGCUAACUUGCAUUAGCUUGCACAGUAACAACCCUAAUGUGAAUAUUCGUGUUUUGUCAUUGUGUACAGUGCACAUGAUCACGUUUGCUUUUCUUUGUCUGCCUCCCUAAUAUGUCUUGUAUAUUUAUUGUAUACACUUGAAGUCCAAUACUACGUUUUUUGCCUAUGCAAAAGAACAUUGCAACAUUUUGUAAUUUAUUUGUAAUAUGUUCAUAUUUAGGGAGGAAAUAUUUGUCAUGUUCUUGAUUGUGUAAACAUAUUUGAUUUUGUUUCUUAUUUCUUCAAUUAAUAAAAAAGUACAAGCGUACUAUGACUUUUCA